This is a messenger RNA of Cucurbitaria berberidis CBS 394.84, 1188 nucleotides long. RefSeq names its product F-actin capping protein, beta subunit. NCBI's taxonomy places the organism in Eukaryota, Fungi, Ascomycota, Dothideomycetes, Pleosporales, Cucurbitariaceae. The record is from RefSeq and is a predicted model, not a curated record. Gene Ontology annotation, cellular component: F-actin capping protein complex; cytoplasm; actin cortical patch. The coding region runs from base 103 to 900 and encodes 265 amino acids. The transcript is spliced from 5 exons. Gene Ontology annotation, molecular function: actin filament binding. Gene Ontology annotation, biological process: barbed-end actin filament capping; actin cytoskeleton organization; cell morphogenesis.
ACAACAGAGCCCUGGGAGAUUGAGGGGCCAGGUCUCGGAGCUAAGUAUCCAGUACAUCCCACCCUAAACACUUCAGAGAGACACGCCACAUACACGAGCAGCAUGGCGGAUCCUAUAGAUAGCGCUCUCGACCUCCUCCGUCGACUCAACCCCAAGGACGUUAAGCGCAAUGUCGACCACAUCAUUGAGCUAAAUCCUGCGCUCGAAGAAGACCUCCUCGAAUCCGUCGACAUCCCGCUUACCGUAAAGAAAUGUUCCAAGACCAAACGCGACUUCCUUUGCUGCGAUUACAACCGUGACGGCGACAGCUGGCGAAGUCCAUGGAGCAAUGAGUUUGAGCCGCCAAUCGAAGAGGGUGUCACGCCUAGUGAUCGUGUCCGUAAGAUGGAAGUCAAGGCAAAUGAGGCAUUCGAUGUGUAUAGGGAGCUAUACUUUGAGGGCGGCAUAUCGAGUGUCUACCUCUGGGAUAUGGAUGAUGGCUUUGCAGGCUGUGUGCUGUUGAAAAAAUCCGUCAACCCCACCCCCAAGAGCUCCGGCAGCUGGGACAGCAUACACGUCUUCGAUGCCCAAGACCGCGCUCGCACCGCCCACUACAAGCUGACUUCCACUGUCAUUCUUUCCCUCGGUACCGACUCCGAAGCGCUCGGCGGUCUAGACCUCUCGGGCAACAUGGUCCGCCAAGUGGAAGCCGACAUGGCCGUCGAGGACGAUACCUCGCACGUUGCCAACAUUGGCAAGAUGGUCGAAGAUAUGGAGCUGAAGAUGCGAAACCUACUGCAAGAAGUCUAUUUUGGCAAGGCGAAGGACGUUGUUGGUGAUUUGCGAAGUAUCCCACCGUUAAGUCAGACGAAUAGAGAUCGGGCGACACAGAGGGAGAUGAUCAACAGCAUGGGUCGGUAGGAUCCAUUGCGAUUUACAGGCGCGGCAGUAUGAACGACAUGGACGACUGCAAAUGAAUAUCAAGUGCCACAGGCCGCUCAGGUUACUGACUGAAUGCCUGGUGCCUCGAGGCCACAAUACAAAAACCGGGUUUAUUACAACGUUCUGUAUAGUUCCUUCCGUGACUUUUCUCGAACAAAGUUGUGUUGGCCCAGUACCUCUGACUGUGGAAAUGGAGAUCACAAGACAUAUGUUCAGAUAAUUAUGAGCAUAGCAUAGCAAUCCUAAUGGGCUGAACAGCCACACAGC